Oryzias latipes (Japanese medaka) is the source of this 3116-nucleotide messenger RNA. It is a transcript of the gene marchf7, whose product is annotated as membrane-associated ring finger (C3HC4) 7. Gene Ontology annotation, molecular function: zinc ion binding. NCBI's taxonomy places the organism in Eukaryota, Metazoa, Chordata, Actinopteri, Beloniformes, Adrianichthyidae. The record is from RefSeq and is a predicted model, not a curated record.
CAAUCGCAGCAUGGCCUGAACAUUGAGCAGCCUUUUCAAGCCGCGCCCACCACGUCAACGCCAGACGCUCGACGUUGUGCGUAAACAGCGGCCAACAAAGACGCCAUCGUCGCUGGUUUGCUUAAACAGAAGCUGGGAACAAGCAACAGUGACAAGCAGGAAGUGUUAACGGAUACCUGCUAAGCUAGUGCUAAAUCUUUAAUCGCAAAGCAAAUGUUGAAAAGAGGACGUGACUGAAGGGUUCAAGAAAAACCACAAUGGACUCCAGGUCUCGCAGACUUCCUUUCUGUCUCACCGGUUCAAGAUCCUCCUACACAUUCAGUCCACCCAGUCCACCCGUGUCCUCAACCUUGAGCUCCACCCGGCUGUACAGCAGGGAGACCAUGCUAAGUAAUGAUCGCAUCCCAAGAGCAUCAUCACCUUACAAGGCAGAUAUGGACAAACAGACUUCACGUCUUUUGAGUUCAUCGCGAGAUUACAGCAGCGCUGACACUCGCUCCAGCGGCUGGAAACUGCCAUCUUUGACGUCCUCCACCAGAUCCUACGACCGAUCCUGGGCAGAACCAUCCUACACUAGUAGGAGCAAAAUGACUAACUCUGAGGAGAGGCUGGGGACACGAUCUGGUCUGUUGAAUGCCAGCGAUGAUGCUGAUUCCAAAAGGGCUAAGCUUUCCUACAGUAACAGAGGACUGUACCCAAGAACAGCCAGCACCUCAAUGACAGCAUCCACCUAUUUCAACAGUGCUGUGGGCAGCAGCAGAGGUGGCGGUGAGAAACUGAGCGAUCCUCUGGAUUCAUCUUCAUCUCGGAGUUCAAAUCAUUUGUUCUCCCAGCCGUCAUCUUCCUCCCCGAAGACUCUGUUGUCAAGGCGAGAGCAAGAAGUGAAGGAUGAGGCCAGCCUUUCACGCUUGAGAGAGCGAAGAGUCCGGACUCCUGGAUUGGUUCCCUCCCUGUAUCAGACAGACCGGGUGAUGUCCACAUAUGCACAAGGAGCACGCCCAAAAGAAACUGCCUACACUUCCUCUUCUCUCUCCUCCUCUUCCUCCUCCUCCACAGUGAGAGACGGCUCCCUGAAUCGUCACAUGUCCUCCUCCACUCCUCAGAGGGCGUCUCCUCUGGUGCACAACUUCAGCAGCAGAGCUGCCGCUCAUUUCACCAGCAGCUCACCCACUCGCUACUCAUCUCGGCAACAAACAAGAACCGCUGAAUCAUCCGGCGUUACCUCUUCCUACUCCUCCCCUCCUUGGCACACCCCUCCCCUGGCCAGACCCGAACCCGUGCCCUCAAGGUCAAAUUCGGAUGUCGGAGAGCCAGAAGGCCGGAGCUCAACCCGUCGACUUCUGUCGCGCCUGUUUUCACGAAGAUCGAGCCAAGACUCUUCGAGCGGCUCUUCCAGUGUUCGCUCUCUUGACGAUGACGGUCCUUCCACCUCCGGGGAGUCUGUGGACAGCGAUGAGGGGGUCCGAACCUCGGGAGCGGUUCCUGACACUGGAGGCUCUGAUACGGCCCUGGGGAGCCUCAGGAAUCGUAGGGCAGACCUCUCCACCACCCAGGGAGGCAACAGCUACAACAGUGGCCCACCUCGGCCCACACGGGCAACAUGGAGAGAGCAGGUUGUUGGUGGAGGGAGCAGCAACAGCAGCGGGAGGUGGAGUCCAUCUUGGCUUUCCUCCUCCCUUCGUGGCCGCUGUCCACCUCUCCUCUCUCGUUUGAGAAGGCACGCUAGACAAGGAAGCUCCCAUUCAGCAUCGGGCUCAGGAGAAGACUCCAGCCAAACUUUACUGAGAAGAUGGGACCAACAUCAGUCAUCCCAAGAGGAGGAUGAAGAGGACGAGGAGGAGGAAGAAGAGGACGAUGACGUGGAAGGAGCAGUUGGUAGGGAGGCUCUGUCUGCUGGCCGUGCCUGCAGGCCGGAGCGGGAAAGCUUACCAGAAGUGGAAGAUGCCCCCGUCCCGUAUUUGCCCCGAUCCAGAGCUGGGCUGUUUGAAAGAAUCACUGCAUCCAUGGUCCAGCUGGGAGAUGCAGAGAGUAAGCCAGAAGAUCCCAAAAGCAUUUCCAGCAGGGAUGAAGCAAAACUGCUGAAAAUCAAAGAAAGACUGCUGCUGGAGGACUCGGAUGAGGAAGAGGGGGACCUGUGCCGCAUUUGCCAGAUGGGGGAGGAGUCUUCGUCCAACCCCCUGAUUCAGCCUUGUCGCUGCACAGGCAGCCUGCAGUACGUCCACCAGGAAUGCAUCAAAAGGUGGCUUCGCUCAAAAAUCAGCUCAGGUACAAACCUUGAGGCCAUCACCACCUGUGAACUCUGCAAGGAGAAGUUACGCUUGAACAUCGACAACUUUGACAUUCAUGAGUUGUACAGGACACACGUGCAAUCUGAGUACGAUGAGUUCAUCAGCAGUGGUCUGUAUCUGGUGGUGCUGCUGCACUUCUGUGAGCAGAGGUUCUCUGAUGUGCUUGGAGCGGUGGAUGCAGCAGGGGUGAGAACGCACUCGACCAAUACUUGUUUAUUCAACCUGGUGAGAAUUCUUCAUGAACACAUGGACAAUCUUGAAAUUCCUCACGAAGAGAGCGACGAGGAGGCGCAUGACGGCAGACCAUCGGUGGACUUCUCCGACUUGGACGAUGACCUGGAGGAGGAAUACUAACUAUGGGAGCAACAUAAAGAGUGGCACAUGUGAUCUGGCAGGUGGAAGGUGCUUUGACAGUUUAAGUGCAGGAAAACAUUUGCUGCCAGAGGCUUUUUGCAGAUAUGCGAAUUAGAAAUUCAUCACAUUUGUAAAACAGUUUCUUUGAUUCAAACCACUAUUUCUUUUUCUCCAAAAAAAAAUGCACUUUAUUCAACAUGCAAGUCUUUCUAAUGGUCAUACCAUAAGUGCUUUUCAUGGUUAAUCAGAAGGACAACUGUGACGUGUGACGGGAACGUUGAUUGUGGUGGACACUUGAAGACCAUACUUUUGGGAUGAUUUGGGGGGGAGGGGGGCGGUUAUUCCAUGUUUUCCUUAGAACUUUUCCUGUUUUACCUCUCACCCCUUUAAAAUACGCUCUUGUUUCAUAAAUGUUUCUCAAAAUCUGGUUUCAUGCUUUUAAGUUUGCGAAUAAAGUUGUUGACAAAACUGCCA